This is a messenger RNA of Acanthoscelides obtectus, 4094 nucleotides long. The record is from the annotation of a GenBank genome assembly. Lineage: Eukaryota; Metazoa; Arthropoda; Insecta; Coleoptera; Chrysomelidae.
AAGCACGUUGAAAGAUCAGCUGAUCUUUACGACAAACACGUGAUUUGCAGACUCCCUUUCAUUGGUUGAAUCAGGACCGGCAACUGCAGAAAGUUGAAACUUCGUCAAGUUUAGCGAUAACCUUGCUGAAUUUCUGUUUAUAAACAGUUUUGCGUAAGCGUAUGGUUCAAGUUCUGCGUCACGGCAGGGAUGCCGAACGUCAGAUUUUUUAAAAUUAAGGGGGCGGAGGGGAGAUGGCAGGCUAUCUGAACCUAGUCGCCAACACGAUGGACAACUUCACUCAUGGCCUCUCGCUGGGCGGGGCCUUUCUGGUGUCCCUUCGCUUGGGGCUGUUCACCACGUUCGCCAUCCUGGUGCACGAGAUCCCGCACGAGGUGGGCGACUUCGCUAUCUUGCUACGAAGCGGGUUCACCAGGUGGCGCGCCGCCGUCUUCCAGAUACUGACGGCAGGUGGCGGGCUGAUCGGCGCGUUGUCUGCGGUGCAGUUCAGCGGAGCCUCCACGUCUCUGGAAGCGAGAAGUUCUUGGAUAAUGCCCUUUACAGCCGGCACUUUCCUCCACAUCGCAUUAGUGACAGUGCUGCCAGACCUUUUGAAAGAAGAAGACCCCAAAGAGUCCUUCAAACAAAUCGUAGCUUUAAUACUCGGCAUCACCGUCAUGGCGCUCGUAGCGAACGCCUUUGAAUAAACGCACAUUUAUUAAUUUAUUCACUGAGUUUUAUUGGGGUCGAUGUGAUUAUUGGUGAAGAGGUAGUGACGUUAGAAAGCAAGACAUUAUCUCUGAUAAAGGUCUAGAAAGAGCCUACUUGAACUCUUGUAAACACUUUUGUACCGAGGAGAAUGCAACUGACAAAAGCAAGUUUCUGCAAGGUUCCAAAAUAAUAGUGCCAUUUUAGCGGGCUUAUUGAUUUUGUCCCUUGUCUACUAAACCGCCUCUAAGCUCACGUCAAAAAACGGUGAGAAAGUUGAGACAAUUACUACAAGCAAAUUCAAUUUUGAUCAUCCAAAAUUAGAGGAGAGACUAUAUGGAAAAGUCAGAUAAAAAUACAAUUACUCAAAAGCACUAAAAUGCAACAGUUUAUUUCUUGAGAGUUUUCUGAAAAUGAUGUUUUUCACGCUUACUUGCCAAUCAGCUUUUUACGAAAAAAAAAAAAAUAAUAUACGAAAGCUGUGUAGUUCUUUUCUCACAAACCUACAGAGACCAGGCCAGUGUCAAAGUUAUUGCAAAAGAUUGUUAAAUAUGUAACAUUUCCAAUUGAUUGCGUCUACCUAAAAAAAACAUUUAAAUGAAAUUCUGUAAUACUAUACUACUUGGCGAGUAAACAACAAUGCUGCUUCAAGAAUUUGAAAGUACUAUCCAGUAUUUUCUUUCUUUCUGUCAGCUUGCAAACUAUUUCUAAAAAGUUGUAUAUUAUUACAAAAUUGUGAAUGUACUAACUAUAGUAUUUUUAUUAAAAUCCGUUGGUUUUGGAAGUAGAUAUAUAAGCAAUUUGAAAGCGAUCCAUAUUUAACCGUUUUUUUUUCGCAAUAACUUUUCAUUACUUUAUAGAAUAGGUCUCUAAAGAAACUAGGCAACUUUAGUAGAAAACGAUCAAAAUUAAAAAAAAAUGUUUUUCGAGGAAGGCUGAAAAAUAACCACAAAAAAACGUUUUUGUCGAUCUUUGAGCACAGGUUUUGGAAAGAGCACAGGAAAUAAACUGCAUCUUAAUCCGCCUCCGUCCUUAUACAUAUAAUUAAUACUUUUGGAAUUUCGCACAACCUCACUUACUUUUAUGAUUUGCAGUUUCCUCUGUUUUGUAAAGGGCUCUAUUAACAUGGACGCUCAUUAAGGGCGGUGAUGGGUGAGGCAUAUGCCGCUUCCUAGCUUCUGGUUGAUAAAUGAAAUAUACAUAAUACGGCAUCCGUUUCUUGAGCAACGAAAAUUACCUUGCUGCUUGGUUGAUAUGAAUUGUUGAGAUGUGCAGGCCCCUCCAGACACUCAUGCCCUAAAGAGGCAAGUAAUUUUUUUUAACUAAUACAAAAAACCGACUUCAGUAAUUGAAAAGAAUGAACACUCAAUUGUGAUAUCAAGACGAAUAUAUGAGCACCACAAAUGUCAUAAUUGAUCAAGCCAUUUGGGCUGUAUAGAUUGUUAGCCGGUUAAGCUGUAGCUCGAGGAACAGCAAUUUCAAAGCUGGAAUUUUCGAUCAUAAUCCAACAUUUUGACUUUAUAAAAUUUUGCUAUACCCAUACCCACCUUAAGUGUCAAGUGCCCAUAGAAUAGGGACUUCAAAAAGUUGAAAUUUUGGAAUUAAAUCAGCCAAUUUUUAAUACUCGUUUAGCCACUGCUAAAAAAAAUCCAACCACACUUCAUUUAGCAAAAUCGAUCAAACCUGUGGAAUAGAAUUUUUUGAUGACAUACGCACUCGUAAAAUUUAAAGAGAAUUCAAUUUUCAAUCGCCUACAACUUCCUAUCCCGGAGAAAUCUUGCUGAACAUGAUUCUGGAACCGACAAUGUGCCUCCCUUGAAUUUUACUAUAUGGGCGCCCAUGUCUAUUAAAAUGAUUGAAUAAGUUGAUUAAGGAUGCUUAUGACGUCGCUACCUCUUACAUUAAAAUAUUGUACGUCUUUUCAGACUGCAUCCGUUGGUAAGUAAUACAGUUUGCAUAUUGCAAGCAAUUGUGAAUAUUCAUAAAAUCAAAUAACACGUAAUUUAUAGAGGAUUCCAUUCAAUUCAAUCGACUUGAUUGUAACAAGUACAGUACUGUACAAAUGGCCAAUGGUCAUUCACACUCGUCAACCAGAUGACUUAUUUUGGUAAGCCAUCCAGUCAACUGGUUGGAUGUGUUGUAGCUAUGUUUUCUAUAAGAAAUAUCUACAAUGGUCUCAAGCAAACGUUUUCAACAAAACUGUUGUACUGAGUAGCAAUAAACAACUCAUGAGAUGUAUGUUAGAUAAGCAGUCGAACCUUUUGACAAUGCAAAUAUUUGUUGUAUUUUAUUGGAAUACAUUAUUUCUAGAAUCUUGCUUCAAGUGCAAUGGUUUUGUACCAGCCUUUUAUUGAAAACAUGAUGGCUUAAAAAACCUUGAAAGGUAAAUCUUUUGUUGAUUUUGGAAUGAUAAGCAAAUUAUCAGUUUUUUCAUAUUAACGGGCGAAUUCAAGGAACUUCAGAACCCGUUUAAUUCAAAUGGCUGUUGAUAUGAAGGGAAUGCUGUCGUUCCCUGAAUGCACUAAUCUCUGAAUGUAAAUAUUGGUUUAUUUGUUCGAACCGUGUGAGUGUAUUGCUCCUAAACAAAAUGUUUUCAAGGACAACUAUGGGUUAUUAUUUGUGGUAACUGGAGGCAUAUUUCUAAAAUAUUCAGGGAGUCCCAAUUUUGAGCCACAUAUCAAAGUUGAUUUUUCUUAAAUUGAAUGCUGUAGAUAGAUAGAUAGACCAUUUUAAGGAACAAGAUUUAUAUAAAAUACUUUCGGGUUUUGGUUAUUGGUUAUUGAAUGAAUAUUUUAUAUAAAAAACAUCAAAAUUUGACUGCCUGCAGAUAUGCUAUGUUGAAAGGUGACCGUGAAUUUUGCUUCAAAAAUUUUUUACUUUACUCAAUUUAUCCAUUUUUUUUUAUGAUCUGAAACAAAAUGUACGUCUUAGCAAAGAAAUUAAAUUCUCACUACCGGAUCUUGUUUAAUAUACAUUUUGUUUUAUACGUUUGUUCAAUCCAUAAAUAGUUUUUUUUGAAAGCAUUGUUAAGGGACAAUACGCCUUCCUCGCACGGCUGGGACACCAUGUAAUACCAUCGUGAUUUUUUACAAACGAACAACCUUAGUAGAAAUAUAUCUUUCUACUUAUUAAAUAUCGAACAAAACAUUGACUUUGUAGCCUGACAGUAUUUUUUUGGGAUUAACUUUAAGAUUAUCCUGUUAGGAAAUGCAAUUGUAAUUAGAAAACCCUGAUAAAACUAGGUGAAGUUAUUGAAUUUAACUGUGUUAACAGAGUUGCCAUAUAUAUUUUAUAUUUGCUAGUGAUAUAUGAUUGUAAAAGUGUACAUAUUGUAACAGUAUUUUAAGGUACUUUAGUGUAAUAUCAGACUAUUUUCAUUUUUCGUAAAGAAGAGUAUACAUACGUAC